Gongylonema pulchrum is the source of this 267-nucleotide messenger RNA. The record is from the annotation of a GenBank genome assembly. NCBI's taxonomy places the organism in Eukaryota, Metazoa, Nematoda, Chromadorea, Rhabditida, Gongylonematidae.
AUGUUUUUAUUGCAGCGCGGAUGCAUUGACAAAAUACCAUCCGUGGUAUCCAAGAAUCCUAAACUAUCCGUACUAACGCAGUGUUUCGUCGCAAAUUCAUGGUCCCCCAGAAAAAAAUACAGUUGUACUGCAGUAGGCAUCAGAAUCGAUACACCGCCGCAACGUGGCGUGCUAUGUUGCUGCGCCAAAGUAUGCCCACACGAGGCUAUGAGAGGCUCACCGACCAGCUUCGAGAUGGGCUUUCAUAUUGUUGAUGGCAUUGAUUAA